Molecule: messenger RNA, 1515 nt
Organism: Penicillium cataractarum
Lineage: Eukaryota; Fungi; Ascomycota; Eurotiomycetes; Eurotiales; Aspergillaceae
Product: C2HC5-type zinc finger protein
Exons: 1
Coding region: 1-1515 (504 amino acids)
Biological process (GO): regulation of DNA-templated transcription
Cellular component (GO): nucleus
Molecular function (GO): zinc ion binding
Source: RefSeq, a predicted model, not a curated record
AUGCCGGACCUCUCAGCCUGGGCCCUCCCUCGGCUCAGCCAGCUGAUUCCUCUCGAUGAGGAGUCGCUGAAGCAAAUUGUUGACUAUUCGGCCUCCCUCUCAAAAGACGCUUGCGCCGAUCACCUGAAAAACCUCCUCGGCGACUCCCCCGCAGCUCUCGAAUUUAUCACCUCCUUCAAUGCGCGUCGAAACGACGGACCUCCCGCAGCCUCACCCGCUCAGAGCUAUACUUCCGCAACCACACAUACCCAAGAGCGACCGAAGGGGAAAAGCAAAAAGGAGAAGAAGCCAUUGCACAGUGCGGGUCCCCCACGUCGCCCUGAUAACUAUGGUGAUGUGGGUGGAGGCUACAUGAAGUCCCAGCAGGGAGAGGACUAUAUGUCUGCCAGCAAACCUACAGCGCAUGCAGCAGUACUGUCUGCGCCCGGAUCCUCCGCCUCUUCUCGUGCUCAUUCACCAAAGCCCCCGGCACCCUCGAAACCGCCUCCAUCAGCAUCGGGCCCCGUCCUGUCGGAUAUGCUACCAAAUGUGCGAUCAAAAACAAGCAAGCCGAGUCGGCAAGGAGGUGGUGGUGGGAGUAAUUCAGGAAGCUCUUCAAAGUCAGGUGGAUCGCUGACCACCAACAAUAUCUCGGAUCUAACGGCCGCGAUUGCUAUGCUGGAGGUCUCGACGAACCCGACUCUGGGUUCAGAGAAGCGCAAAUGCAACUGUUAUGCUACGAUUCACCCUCUAUUUGACCCGGCCCCCAACUGUGUCAAUUGCGGCAAAAUUAUCUGUUCACUGGAAGGUCUCCAGCCCUGCUCGUUCUGUGGCACACCCCUUCUCUCAGCGGAGGAGAUCCAGGGUAUGAUCAAGGAACUGCGUGUGGAGCGUGGGCAAGAGAAGAUGCGCGCUCAUAAUGAAAGUGUCCACCACGAAGGUGGCCCAAGACCAACGGGCUCUGGAACAGCCCCUCCAAGCAAGUUGGAUGCGGCAAGGGCUCACCGGGAUAAGCUGCUCCAGUUCCAGGCACAGAAUGCCCGUCGAACCAAGGUUGUCGACGAAGCUGCCGACUUUGAGACUCCAAACGUGGCGUCCACAUUAUGGAUGAGUCCCGCUCAGCGAGCGCUCGCCUUGAAAAAGCAGCAGCGUAUCCAAAGGGAAUUAGAGGAGAAGGCUCGUCCAGAAUGGGAGAAGAAGAAGACCGUGAUGAGCCUCGAUAUCAAGGGUGGCAAGGUCCGAAGAGUGUAUCAAUCCGCGGCCGUUGAAUCUACCCCAGUUGUUAAUGAGCCAGAGCCCGACGACGUCGUCGAGCCCGAAGGAACAUCAUCGAGAGGGCACGCGUUCAGUCACAAUCCCCUUCUUGCAGCGGGAGGACUGAUGCGUCCAGUCUGGCGCGCUCCCGAAGGCAAAGAGACCAACCCCGAAGAGCGGGCAGAGCGGAAACAAACGUGGCGUCGCGUGCAGGAUGACAAUGACGAUAACGAGCAGUGGAUUUUAGAUGGUGGGUUGCAUGGACAUGAUGAGACGGUUUGA